Maylandia zebra (zebra mbuna) is the source of this 3785-nucleotide messenger RNA. RefSeq names its product transmembrane protein 86A (gene tmem86a). Gene Ontology annotation, cellular component: membrane. The record is from RefSeq and is a predicted model, not a curated record. Gene Ontology annotation, molecular function: hydrolase activity. NCBI's taxonomy places the organism in Eukaryota, Metazoa, Chordata, Actinopteri, Cichliformes, Cichlidae.
UCGGACCGCCCACAGGAUCGAGGACAAAAACAAUCGGCAUCUCGCCUUCCUCAGUAAAACAUAAACAAGAAGAUUCAAACGAAUCAGUGUAUCCUUUUUAAGCGGCACGGGCAGCACCGAGGGAGAAAUGGUUUCUCCAGUAACAGUGGUCAAGAGUGAAGGCCCUAAAUUGGUGCCAUUCUUCAAAGCAACCUGUGUAUACUUUGUCCUGUGGCUGCCCACCUCAAGCCCAUCUUGGUUCAGCGCCUUGAUCAAAUGCCUGCCCAUCUUCUGCCUGUGGGUGUUUUUGCUGGCUCAUGGCUUCACCUUUCUCUGUGCUCACUCCAGUGCCCGCAAGAUCUUGGCUGGUCUAAUCUUUUCUGCUCUGGGUGAUGCCUUUCUCAUCUGGCAGGAGCAGGGCUACUUUGUCCAUGGCCUUCUGAUGUUUGCCAUUACCCAUAUACUCUACUCUUCUGCUUUUGGGAUGAAGCCCAUUAACGUGCGUGCUGGGCUGGUGAUCACUGCUGUAUCCUUUCUGUGCUAUAUCCUGCUGUACCCCUACCUCUCUGGCCCCUUCACCUAUUUGGUGGCCGUCUACAUCGCCCUAAUUGGUUUCAUGGGCUGGAGGGCCAUCGCAGGUUUGCAGCUGGCGAAUGACCUGUGGACCUGGACCAAGUUGUCUGCCUGCCUGGGUGCCGUGCUCUUCAUGGUCUCCGACCUCACCAUUGCAGUCAACAAGUUCUGCUUCCCUGUGCCCCAUUCGCGAGCCAUCAUCAUGGCCACCUACUACGCUGCCCAGAUGCUCAUAGCACUGUCAGCUGUUGAGUGCCAGGACGUGGAGGUGGCCAGGAAGAGAACAUGAGUUGCAGCAGUCUCCAAACCAUGUGAUUAUGGACACAUCUCACUGCCAGGUUCCCAGCCCCCAGCCUUCAUCUCAGUGUGGUGCUCAAACACCGCUGGGCCACUACAGCCUUUACAUCACCCUUCUGCCCCAUUAGCGUUGUAAUCUCACAUGUGUCCUCUAACCAAGAAGAUACAGUAGUAUUAUCUUCUGCCUCACCCAACAACAGUCCUACCUGCCUCCUCUAAAGAUAGAAUGGCUUUCAACCUAGUUACAAAGGUGAUAAGUGCAGUAAUAUUAACCUGCUAUGUAGAGAGUAUUACAUACUUUUAACUGGCUAAUGGAAGCAUGUCACUGGGCACCUUCAAGGAGUGUGUAUGGGAGAGCAAUGGGGUCUGUGUGCGUUGAUGUAUUUGAUUUUUACCUCGCUUGGCACACAGUCCUUUCACACACCUCACACUCCCAGCACAGACGUAUGCUUUAUGUUGUCCAGCAUUACUAUUUAACAUUUAGUUUGUUAUUUGUUGUUGUUUAAAAAGGGAGGGUUUUUUUAAUACCGACAUAUACAUAUUUUUUCCAUUCUCUGUUGCUCUGUGUUCCCCUUAAUUAAGGGUGCUAUUCUAAAAGCUUGUCCAAACCUGUUUUCGUUAUCUGCCAUCCCCUUGAUAUUAUUUAUAACAAUCCUGCCCCUCUACACUUUCAUAAGUCAUCAUCAACGUAUUUUUUAAAGUAUUUUUUCUUCCAUGAUGUCCUCGAAUAACUAGAUGCACAGCUUAAAAAAUGAUAAAAAGUAAACCAAUAAGGCUGAAAUUCAGGGAGGGAAAUUUGGGUGUCAACAAACCAGUGUGUACUGUAAGUUUCAUGACUGAACAUUUAUGUUGGAUGGGGAAGAAGUUUAGCUUUCUCCUGAGAUUCACACUGCUGUCAGUGUCCUGCUGUCACAAAGAGAACACACUAAAUACCAUAGUCACAGCAGACUACUGCACACAUUAUUACUUGCUGUGUAGUGUGCACCUGCUUCUCCUUUUGGUGUUAAGUCCACCAGGAAUUUGUUUUCCCCACCAGCAGCUUUUUAAGAAACGCAGGUGCAGAUGUUACCACGUACACACACCUGACACCCACAGCUCCUGCUGUGUUAGUUAUUGGAAAAAGUUCAUGGGGAUCUUAUUGCUAGAAUGGAUCAGCUGACAUGCGCUUAUUUGGCCUAAUAGCAAUGUUAUGAAGACUGAAAAGAAGGGCUAUGUUACAGGAUGGAAUCUUUUUGUUUAUCAACUCUGUGUGUGUCUGUCAGGGCCCUGGGAAAGGGCUCACUCGCUUAUAAUGAAAUGCACGCAUACAUGCACAAAAGUGUGCGCUUUGUCCUUAAGGCAGCCAAAACAAACUGAAAAACCAAAAUGGGGAAAAAAAAUAGGGAAGACAAGGGAACUGGCAUGUCAUGUGAGGAAACAGUUAUCCCAUUAUUCCCAAUAAUUCCCUCUCACAGGACACUUCAUCAGCUUUAAUCCUGCAAAAUCCGCCACAGCUAAUCCCUAACAGGCUGGCUCCUAUUUUGUCUUUCAUCUCUUACAUAUUUCUGCUUCUCACCUCUUGUUUGUUUUGUCCCCUGCAAUUUUUAUUUUAUUUUAAAACUCAGUGUCUUACUGAAUAUUUAAGAAUUACACUGCAACUUUUUCUUCAGAUGUCUACACUUGCACGUGUUUUUGAGCGUCUGCAUAUGUGUGAGAGUGCGUACACUGCUUUUUUUUUUUUUUUUUUUUUUUUUUUUUUUUCUUAGCUGUUGCUUAAACAUCUGUGUGUUCUUGUGGCAAAUCAGAACCAACUCGAGGCCCGAAAUGCUGUGAACCAACAGAGUUUCUAUGAAGUACACACACUACUGGGUAUUUUUAUUGUAUUAUCACAAUGCUCUUAAAACCAUCUUCAUGCCCAUCGCCUCUUCAGAACUGCAGCUUUGUAACAGACUGCAGAUCUACUGUCAGUUAAGAACUUUAGGCUAGUUUAAUAAUGAAACUCUCAGAUGUGAUGCUGUGUAUAUAUUGUUUAUGAAGCAACCGUGGAAAAUACAAGCCCAUGUUAUGGGUUUCUUCUGCUGGGUCAUUGACCCCAACAGCUGUCAGCAGCUACAUGCGCACAAAAACAAAACAUACCACAAAAAACCCCACACACAUUCAAACACUUCAAAAGGUGUUUAGGCAUCACCUUAGCCACCAUGACAGAUCUGCAGGCAGACAAUGGUGUUGACUGUCAUCAAGGUUUUUAUCAAUAUCAGUAUCGCAGUUUUGCUUUGACCAAGAAAGACACUUGGCACAAGUGGCUAUUCUUUCAGCCUGUCACUAUGCUUGUCAGCACAAUGUUUCUGCUUUCAGUCAGAAAUGUUCCAUCAGUCUGGUCGUGUGACCACUUUUCUUCUGUUGCGUGUUUUAAUUUGUCCUCCCAGCACUGCAGACUCUGACUCUGCAGUUCUCUCCCUGUUUUCAUCACCGAUGGAGCACGUUCUGUCAACAAUUAAUAUCGGCCGCCUUUGUGCUAAAAGCCGUCCACCGAAGCUUGAUAGCAGUCUUAAAAGAAAGUGGAGUGCAAGUAGAGAUGCUAGCCAACACAGACUCUAGUACAUGGCCUCAAGUAAACCAUGCAGGGACUUAGUCAAGCAGUCUUACUCAUACUUACUAUGUGGGCAAUUUCUGUGGGCACCUCCUUCUUUGUCCUUUGCUACACAAAGCCUCCUGACUGUUGUUCCUACAGUACAGAGCAUUUAUUUUUGAAAUAUUUCUUCUUGGCCAAACUGUUUCUUCUCUAAAGUAUCUGCUUUUAUUUGAUUUGGGCUCCAGAAACCAAGCUUAAAUUAUAAUUCAAAACUGAACUCAUUUGACUGAGUGGAACUUGUCAACAUUAGAGGUUUCUCAUGUGUCAAACCAGCUGUUGUUGUUUCACAGGUGACAGAAAUCUCCCCCCCCCCCACCACCACCAC